AUAAAAAUUUUGUACUAGUACUAAACCCUAAGCCGCUACUGCGUAAAGUGUCCAGUUUUGGCGGAUUCAAAUCGAUUCAGGUGGCCGGUGGCCUUUGUAAUUUGCAGGCUACUUCAAGAGUACUACGGCCAUGAGAAGAAGCUUUUCAAAGUUCUCCUAUCCCUCCACCACAACCAGACCCUCCUUCAUUUCCUCUUCCUCUACUUCCCCUUUCUCCACCUCCUCCGGCGCAGCAGGAGGAGGAGGAGGCAGAGGCCGUGGUCGCGGUUCUAUUUCCCCCAAAUUCCAAUUCACAAAAGAGGACCACACUCCCAAACCCUCCGAGAAUUCUUCCGUUGCAGGGUUUGGUCAUGGGCAAGGCGGUGGACGAGGAGGAGGCUCCGGUAAACCUCUGCCUUCUUCCCUCCCUCCCUUCACUUCCUUCGUUGAUAAAACUGCUGUCCCCGUCCCCGGCCGGGGCCAAGGCCGAGGCCGAGGGAUUGGAGCAGGCUUGGGCGCCGGUCACGUUACUCCACCAACACCUGCGCCAGCUCAACCCUCUGAUCCCAGCAGAAAACCCAUUUUCUCAUCCAAAGAUGGAGGGGUAGCCCCCCAUGAUUCCCAUUUGCCUCCGCCUACCCAAUCCCCGACCGUUCCCCGAAACCCUGAGGAUACCCAUCUUCCUUCCAGCAUCUUGACAAUUCUGUCAGGUGCCGGCCGAGGGAAGGCCCCGAGAUCCCCCUCACCUGUCCCCGAUAAGCCUAUUGAAGAAAACCGUCACAUCCGGGCUCGGCAGCAGCCUCCCUGGGCCACUAGAGAAGACAGUAGCACCAAUAGCGCUGCCACCUCGGCCCAGCGGUUGAGUCCGGAGGAGGCUGCCAAGAAGGCUGUUGGAAUAUUGUCCGGAGGAAGAGGAGAUGCUGGGCGCGAUGAGGGUGCUAGGGGUGGAAGGGGAGGAGGAGGUUUUAGGGGCAGAGGUGGGCGAGGAGGCAGAGGAUUGCAGGCUUGGAGAGGCCGAGGAGGAGGAGGACCAGGGGGACAAGGAGACAGGGGGGCUCGUUUUGAGGAUGCUGGUUUUGAGGAUACUGGUUAUGAGGAUACUGAUGACGACGAUUCUGCUGCUGGGCUUUACCUUGGCGACGACGCAGAUGGUGACAAAUUGACUCAGAGGCUUGGACCUGAUAUCAUGGAUCAGUUAUCUGAAGGCUUUGAGGAGAUGUCUAGCAGAGUGUUGCCUUCUCCUGAAGACGAUGCUUACCUGGAUGCUCUCCACACUAACUUACUGAUAGAGUGUGAACCGGAGUAUAUUAUGGGAAACUUUGACAUCAAUCCAGACAUUGAUGAGAAACCUCCUAUCCCUCUUAGGGACGCUCUUGAGAAGAUGAAGCCAUUCUUGAUGGCGUAUGAAGGAAUUCAAAGUCAGCAAGAGUGGGAGGAAGCUGUGGAAGAAACAAUGAAGAAGGUCCCACUUCUAAAAGAAAUUGUUGACUAUUACAGUGGACCCGAUAGAGUAACUGCAAAGCAACAACAAGAAGAGAUAGAAAGAGUGGCGAAAGCGCUUCCAGAAAGUGUACCUGCUUCAGUAAAGCGAUUCACAAAUCGUGCCGUUCUCUCUCUGCAGAGUAACCCAGGUUGGGGAUUUGAUAAGAAAUGCCAAUUCAUGGACAAGCUUGUGUCAGAAAUUUCCCAACACUAUAAAUAAUCAUGGUAUGGCUCACCAUGUUAAAUAUAUUACCUCUGAAACUUCUAGGCAGUCCGGGGAGGGAUCUCAACUAGCUAGUAUUAGAUGAGAUUCAGGUUUUUCUAUUGUUGGUUAAGUGCUUCUACUUUAGCCUGUUUUAAUUUGUUCUUGCAAUUUUCUUCGUUAGUAAACAAUUUGAUAUUUCAGUUUGGCAUUUUUGUUGCUUCGGCGGCUCAAUCAGUUUGUUGCUUUAGACAUGGUUAUGUGGAUGGGCCAAAAGUGAUGGGUUUAAACUAGCGAGCCAUCAAAUGAUAAUACUAGUACUAUCUCGGUUCUCAUAGAACUUGGUCUUAACUUGUGUUGGUUUGGCCAUCACAAACUCCAUAGUGUAUAUGAGGAUUCUGAUGCCUCAGUUGAGAAGUUUGGGGAAUUAAUUGGCCAGAUGAGGGGCUUUGAAGGUUGAAGUCAUUUUGUGGUGCUAGCCUUCCAAGAUGGUCUAAAUGAUGAGAUCAAAAAUGCAUGCACCGCUCACCCAUUACAGAUUUCAGCUUCUUCAGCAGGACUUGGAAGUACCGUAAGUAUUAUGUUCAUCUAAUUUGUGCGCUGGAUAUUUUUUCCACAGCUGCUUACGUGUUCGUUGUCUAUAAUUCAUUUUGUCCAUGUGGAAGUAUAUUACUAGUAAUAAUAAUAAUUCAUUGCAGUUGGCUACUUGGCUGACUCUGGUAA
Molecule: messenger RNA, 2386 nt
Organism: Coffea eugenioides
Lineage: Eukaryota; Viridiplantae; Streptophyta; Magnoliopsida; Gentianales; Rubiaceae
Product: aspartate, glycine, lysine and serine-rich protein
Exons: 4
Coding region: 131-1681 (516 amino acids)
Source: RefSeq, a predicted model, not a curated record